GGAAAAGAGCCAUUUUGGAGCAUGUUAGACUGUAGGGGAUGGUGAAGUAUUGUGCGUUUGCUGAUAAUUACAUGAGCAUGUAGGCAGUUGAGGACUUCUUGGACCGGAAUUAAAGAGGCAAAAAUAAGUGAGAAUCAUGGAUGCAGUAAAAGCAUUCAACGCGGAGCUUUCCGCCUUGUAUGAGGUCAAACCUCCAAUUUCCAAAGCAAAGAUGACAUCGAUCACAAGAGGCGCAAUUAAAGCUAUUAAAUUCUACAAGCAUGUUGUACAGAGCGUAGAGAAAUUUAUACAGAAGUGCAAACCUGAAUAUAAAGUACCUGGCCUCUAUGUGAUCGAUUCAAUAGUUCGGCAGUCUAGGCACCAGUUCGGCCCAGAAAAAGAUGUUUUUGCGCCUCGAUUUGCGAAGAACAUGCAGACAACUUUUAUAAAUCUCUUCAGAUGUCCCCCAGAAGAUAAGAGUAAGGUAAUUCGAGUACUGAAUCUCUGGCAGAAGAAUUCAGUUUUCCAGUCAGAAGUAAUUCAACCACUGUUUGAUCUUGCGGAUCCAAACCACCCAAUCCACAAGGAACAACAAACAGCUGUAUCAAAUACAAGUAAUGGGUCGAUAUCAGGGAUUCUGAAUUUGAGCACUGUGAACAAGACUCCAUCCUCUGCUGCGAACAGAACACCAUCUAACCUCAGCAAAACUCCUAUGAAUGCUGGGAAACCAGAGGCUACAAGUACACCUAUGUGGCUGAAUAUGAAUCAGUCACAGAUGGAGGUAACCAGCACCACUCUGAUGCAGUUGUCAGGACAAGCAGGAAUGAAUCUCUUGUCCGGAAAAUCUCAGACGUCAAACCAAACGAGUAACAACGUGGAUGCAAAUAUAAUCCAGCAGUUGCAGCAUUUGCAGCAGUUGCUUAUGAAGCAGCAGGACUCGUCAGCUCGGCAGGAAACGGACCAAGUGAAAUUUGACAAGAAGCUCUUGGACUUUGACUAUGGGUCAGAUGAUGAUGAUGACAAUGCUCCAUCCCCACAGCCACAACAGUCAACUGGCCUAGAAAGCAUACUGGCAAACCCAGAAGUCAUGCGGCAGCUGCAGAAUUUACAGCAGCAAAUGAGUCAACAGCAGAUGAAACAGCAGCAGCAUGAGAUGGAGGAAAAGCUGCGGAAACUGCAAGAGAUGAAGCAGCAGGAGGAAGAGUUCGACAAACAUCUGGCUCAAACUCUUCCUAAUCUUCCCUUUGCUUCGGAAUGUGAAUUGAAACCAAUGGACACUGUACAGCCACCUCCACAAGUUAUGCGAUAUGAACAGCAUGACUUUGAGCAACAUAAGCCGGCAUAUACAUUUCCUGUAAUGGACAUGACACAGCCUCCCCCGGGAUACCCGCCAACCCUUCCAGCUGACCACUCAGUAGGGGGACAUUCUUCGCUACAGAAAGAGAGCCCUCUUGAAGAUGGCGAGCAAGCAGAUUCUGAGGUGGAAUUUGUGGAAAGAACAGGCCCUGAUACAAACUCUAUAGAAAUUAUCAACUUAGACCGAAGUCGUUCAAGAAGCCCAUCGUUGAGCAACUCCAAAAUAUACCGGCGGCGGCGGAGUCGAUCAAGGUCUCGAGACCGCAGGCGUGGAAGGAGGUCACGAUCAAGAUCUGUUUCUGAUGGAGGAAGGUCACGGUCCCGAUCUCGGCGUAGGAGGACAAGGUCUCGAGAAAGAGACCGUGAAAGAGAGAAAGAACGAGAGCGGGAAAGAGAGAAGGAACGAGAGAAGGAAAGAGAGAGGAGAAAACGAGGGUUACCUCCUAUCAAGAAGGAUCAUUUGUGUGUAUGCAGUACCACUCUUUGGGUUGGGCACCUGUCAAAGUUGGUGCACCAGGAAGAACUAUCGGAUACAUUUGGUGAAUAUGGAGACAUCGUGUCCAUCGACUUGAUCCCUCCGAGAGGCUGUGCAUUUAUAUGUAUGAAUCGCCGACAAGAUGCAUACCGAGCUUUGCAGAGGCUAAAAAAUCACAAGUUGCAGGGCAAAGCCAUCACGAUGGCCUGGGCUCCUGGUAAAGGAGUGAAGGGGAAGGAGUGGAAGGACUACUGGGAAGUGGACUUUGGUGUGUCUUACAUCCCUUGGGCAAAACUUACUCGGGAAUCUGAUUUGGAUGCCUUGGAGGAAGGGGGCAUGAUUGAUGAAGAAACUGUUCCAGAGUGGAUUAAGAGCCACAUGCAGCAACAGCAGCAGCAACAACAACAGGAGCAGCAGCAGCAGGGCUCUGUUCCAUCCACUCCAGUGCUUGGUCCUGACCAGAUAGGUCCUGCAGAUAUGGGAGUGGCAGCACCCCCUCCUGGCUUCAUUCCUCUUCCUGAAGGUUUGCCUGUUCCUGCCACCACUUCAGUGGCGCAAGGCGUAGGAGUUGACACAUCACAACCUCCUCCCCUUCGACCACCAGAGGGAGGAUUACCUGCACCAGGACUACCAGGAAUUCCAGCUGGAAUGCCAGGAACAAUAACAGGUGUACCACCACCUGGUGCAUUGCCUAUGGUAUCACCCUUUGCUCUUCCCAGCGUACCUCCUCCAAUGGGCAUGGCAAUGGGCCAUGGAAUGAUGCCCAAUGUCCCAAUCGGUGUUCCACCUCCAGCCAUGCAGGGACUGCUGAUGCCACCUACUGGACAGAUGAUGCAUCAACAGAUGAUUGGUGGGGUACCUCAGCCUGUGAACUCUCCCUUCAAUGCAGGCCCUGGUGCCCCAGUGAGUAUAAUAACUGGGCCCCACCCCCACGGCCAGUUAAGUCAGAUCCCUCUGCCUGCUCCUGCAGCCCCUCAGGAUAAACCUAACACUGGACUUCCCCACACAGCACCACCUGUUGGAGUGCCACCUCCCACGUCUGAGGCCAGUCUUCCAGGGCUGAGUGAAGCAAUGAUGCGCGUCCCUUUUGGAGUUCCACCAGGGAUGCAUCCACAAGUCCGCAACAUUCCCUUGCAAGUGAACGCUGAUGAUGGGAACAUGGAGGUGGAUAUAUCUCAGGGUGAACAACCAAAGACAACUGAGCAAACAGAUGGAGUAGUGAGGAUAAAUGAUCCAAUGUUGGCAGCUUUGGGUGGAAGAGGAGCCCCACCAUUUGGGCAUCCACUUGUAGGACAGCCGAUGCAGCAAGGUCUCCCUCCUCACCUAACCACUCUUCAACCUCCCCCUCUCCAGCAGCAGAUGCAGCAACCCCCACCACUACAGCAGCAAGACCAGCAGCAGUCACAGAUGCAAUCGUCACAAUCAUCGCAACCUGCUGCAGCUGAGCAGUCACAGCAGAAGGACAGCUCCAGUAGCAAAUUCAGUCAAGACCAGGACUCCUCUAGGGAUGACAGUGAAUUUGCAGAAAGAAAUCGGAAUCGUGAGCGGAGAGAUCGGGAACGUGAUCGAGAUCGCGACCGGGACCGGGACCGUGAUCGCGAUCGUGAUCGUGACAGGGAAAGAGACAGAGAUCGCGAUAAAGACAGGGACCGUGAUCGAGGCAGAGAUAGAGACAGGGAUCGUGAUCGCGAUCGCGAUCGUGACAGAGACAGGGAGAGGGACAGAGAAAGAAGUCGGUGGGGUGAUCGUGAUAGAGAUCGUGAUAAGGGCAGGGAUCGGGACAGGGAACGUGAUCGUGAUCGUGACCGUGACAGGGAGAGAGAGAGAGACAGGGACCGGGACUGGAGAGAACCUCAGCAUCACAAUGAGGACAGGCAGCAGGUUCCUAGUCCAUGGGCAGACCAGGUGCCACCUCAACAGCAGCAAGGGGAGAAGUCGGAGAAACCAAGUCUCCUGGAACGGCUGCGUAACCUGGCAAAUGACGGACACACUGGUAUCGAUAGGGAUGACAGCAGAAGUUCAUUUGGUGGCCGUGACCCUAGGCCGCCACCUCCAUCACGCCGAGACAGAAGUUCCUCUGCAGAACGAAGCAGUGACAGAGAGGGAUCUUCAGCAGGAGCAAAUGCUCCGCCAUCUUUAUUGGAUCUCCCUAAAAUCCCCCCACCAGCAGUUCAGGAAGGUGGUUCUGAUAGGAAACCUCAUACAACCGAUAGCCAUCAGGGACCUCCUGGACCAAGGUUCCAGAGUCCAAGGGGGCCCCCUGGACCAGGUGGUCCUGUGUUCAGUCCUAGGGGUCCGGGGCCUGAUGGGUUCAGGCCACCAGGCCCAGGAUUCAGGCCUGAUGGUGUCCGACCACCUGGUCCAUUCCCUCGAGGUGGACCCCUACCAGAGGGUAUGAUUGUGUCUCCUGGCAUGGAUCGCCAUCCUGAAGGAUAUGGGCGCGAUGUUUUUGAGCCAAGAGAUUCUCGACCAGAAGAAUUUGAUUCUGAGAAUGAAGAUUUUGAUUCCAGACAUCCACGAGCAGAAGGUUCACAAGGGCCUCGGCCUGAAGGGUUUGAUAAACGGAUACCUCAUCCUGAUGAAUACGAAGGUUUUGGCCCCAGGGGUCCUCCCCAUCCAGAUGACUUCGAUAUUCACCCGCCAGUCCCAGAUGAUUUCAACCCACGAGGAAUUCAUCCAGAUGAGUUUGAGCCUCGUGGUCGCCGUCCCCCUGAUGUUUUUGAUCCAAGGGGACCACCAAGAGAAGGGUUUGAUCCUCGGAUGUCACAUCCAGAAGACUUUGAUCCUAGAGGUCCUAGACCAGAUGGUUUUGAUCGCAGAGGACGUGCACCGGGACCAGAUUUCUUUCCUCGCCGUGAAUUUGGCCCAAGAGGAAUGAUGGGGCCUCGAAUGGGUAUGGGACCUGAUGGUUUUGGGCCACGACAUUUACUUGGACGUGGACCAGAUGUGGAUUUGUUGCAUGAGAACACUUUGUUGCCUGUGAUGCUAAUGCUGAGUUUUGUUUGA
Messenger RNA from Cryptotermes secundus, 4816 nucleotides. Its product is annotated as SR-related and CTD-associated factor 4. The coding region runs from base 137 to 4816 and encodes 1559 amino acids. Gene Ontology annotation, cellular component: nucleus. The record is from RefSeq and is a predicted model, not a curated record. Gene Ontology annotation, molecular function: RNA binding. The transcript has 19 exons. NCBI's taxonomy places the organism in Eukaryota, Metazoa, Arthropoda, Insecta, Blattodea, Kalotermitidae.